AUGCCAGCUAACGCUGAAGAAGAGGAUGCCCUUCCAGUAGAGGGGGCACCAGUUGAGCCAAUCACUGCAUCCAAGAAGAGGAGGAACAAGAAGAACAAGAAUAAGGCGGCAGUCGCCGAGGAGCACAAACAGGAGGGGACGACCACACCUGAGGGGGAGCAGAACUCUCCUGUUAAUGGAGCUGAGGAGGGCGAGGGAGCUGCCAACAAGAAGAAGCGCAACAAGAAGCGUGGCCAUGGUGCUAAGAAGCUCCCUACGCACGUCCUCCCAGCCCAGGACAACUCGGCUCUUAGGUGCCUGGGAGACUGGAAAGAGAUCACGACGGCCCAGACCUCCCCGCCGACGGUUCAGAUAGAAAAACUGUUCCCGAAAAAGUCGUUCCCUCUUGGAGAAAUACAGGAAUACACUGGUUCGCUUAACAACGUGGCUGCUCAUUACAGUCCUAAUUAUGGUGACACUACUGUAUUGAAGGAGGGCGAUAUCUGCAAACUCGACUUCGGAACGCAGGUUGGAGGUCGUAUCGCAGAUUGCGCUUUCACCAUUGCAUUCGACCCGAAGUUCGAUCCCUUGAUCGAGGCAACCAAAGAAGGAACUAGAGCUGGUGUCAAUUUCGCUGGUAUAGACGCGAGAUUCUCCGAGAUUGGUGAGGUCAUUCAGGAGGCUAUAGAGAGUUAUGAGUUCCUCGAAAGGGAUGGUGCCGAGGCUAUCCCCAUCAAAGCCAUCGAAAACCUGAGCGGGCACUCGCUGGGCAAAUACCAGAUGCAUGGUGGACAGGGUGUACCCAUCGUCAAAAACGACGAGCCAGGAUGCAUGGAGGAAGGCCAAUUCUAUGCCGUCGAAACCUUCGCGAGCACUGGUCGGGGCUACUGUAUAGAGGAGGGUGAAUGCAGCCAUUACAUGCGGACCUUCGAUUUGGACUCACAUGCUGCUUCCCAACAGCUCCGACUUAAGGGAGCUAGGGGCCUCCUUCACACUAUCAACAAAUACUUCAGUACACUACCUUGGUGCCGUCGUUGGCUCGAUGAUUGCGGCGCUACGAGGCAUCUACUGUCAUUGAAAUCGCUGGUCGAUAACGACGUUGUUGUACCCUAUCCUCCACUUGUCGAUAUCAAGGGAAGUUACUCCAGUCAAUCUGAGCAUAGUAUCAUCCUGAGAAGCACAUGUAAGGAGGUAGUCACUAGAGGUGAUGACUAUUAACUCCCUCACUAGAAGC
This is a messenger RNA of Perkinsus marinus ATCC 50983, 1213 nucleotides long. RefSeq names its product methionine aminopeptidase 2, putative. Gene Ontology annotation, biological process: proteolysis. Gene Ontology annotation, molecular function: metalloaminopeptidase activity. The record is from RefSeq and is a predicted model, not a curated record. The coding region runs from base 1 to 1197 and encodes 398 amino acids. The transcript has 11 exons. NCBI's taxonomy places the organism in Eukaryota, Perkinsozoa, Perkinsida, Perkinsidae.